UUCCCCUCCCCCCACCACCACCCCUCCCCCUAUCGAAAUUUGUGGAGCGCAGCGUGGAGCAGAGAGAGAGAGAGAGGGAGAGAUAUAAAUAUAUAUAAAUAUAUUACGAGAUAAACUCCCCGUCCUUACACCAGCCGAGAGGAAAGCGGCCGCCGAGCGGAGGGGAUCAUGUCCGAGUUCGACGAGUUCGAGAAGCAGCUUCACGAGAACCGGCAGGAACGCGACAAGGAGAACCGUCACAAGAAGAAAAGCCGCAGCCGCUCCCGCAGCCGGGACCGCAAGAGGCGGAGUCGGAGCCGGGAACGGGCGAACCGGGAACGUCGGAGUGUUUCCAGGGAACGACGGCGACGCAGCCGCUCUCCCAGACGGAUUCAGAAGAAAAAACCAUACAAAUACUGGGAUGUCCCACCUCCCGGCUUCGAGCACAUCACCCCUAUGCAGUAUAAAGCGAUGCAAGCGGCAGGUCAAAUUCCAGCCACUGCACUACUGCCCACAGUGACCCCUGAUGGCCUGGCAGUCACCCCAACACAGGUCCCAGUGGUUGGCAGUCAGAUGACCAGACAAGCACGGAGACUGUAUGUCGGAAACAUUCCCUUCGGUGUGACUGAGGAAGCCAUGGCGGAUUUCUUCAACGCCCAGAUGCGCUUGGCGGCGCUGUCCCAAGCGGCCGGGAACCCUGUGCUGGCUGUGCAGAUCAACCAGGACAAGAACUUCGCUUUCCUCGAGUUCCGCUCAGUCGACGAGACGACACAGGCCAUGGCUUUUGACGGCAUCAUCUUCCAGGGGCAGUCGCUGAAGAUCCGGCGCCCACACGACUACCAGCCCCUCCCCGGCAUGUCCGAGAACCCCUCCGUAUACGUCCCAGGUGUCGUCUCCACCGUUGUCCCAGAUUCCCCCCACAAGCUGUUCAUUGGUGGACUGCCGAACUACCUUAACGAUGAUCAGGUUAAGGAGCUCCUGACGUCCUUCGGGCCCCUGAAAGCCUUCAACCUUGUGAAAGACAGCGCGACCGGGCUCUCCAAGGGUUACGCGUUCUGUGAAUACGUUGACAUCAAUGUCACCGAUCAGGCCAUCGCGGGACUGAACGGCAUGCAACUGGGAGACAAGAAGCUCAUAGUCCAACGGGCCAGCGUGGGGGCUAAGAACGCAACUCCGAACACGAUAAACCAGACUCCCGUGACGCUGCAGGUCCCAGGCUUGGUCUCGACACAAGUGCAGAUGGCCGGAAUGCCGACUGAGAUCCUGUGCCUGAUGAACAUGAUCACCCCGGACGAGCUGGUGGACGACGAGGAGUACGAGGAGAUUGUGGAGGAUGUGCGCGAGGAGUGCAGCAAGUACGGCAUGGUGAAGUCCAUCGAAAUCCCUCGGCCCAUCGACGGUCUCGAGGUGCCCGGCUGUGGCAAGAUCUUCGUGGAGUUCGUCUCGAUCCUCGACUGCCAGAAAGCCAUGCAGGGUCUUGCCGGGCGCAAGUUUGCCAACAGGGUGGUGGUCACCAAGUAUUGCGAACCGGACUCAUACCAUCGUCGCGACUUUUGGUAGAAUCAACCUUCUCCCCCCCCCACCCCCUGCCCUUCAGCUCCCCAACACCCCCAGCCCCCCCC
This is a messenger RNA of Carcharodon carcharias (great white shark), 1601 nucleotides long. Its product is annotated as splicing factor U2AF 65 kDa subunit. Gene Ontology annotation, cellular component: U2AF complex; nucleus; nuclear speck. Lineage: Eukaryota; Metazoa; Chordata; Chondrichthyes; Lamniformes; Lamnidae. Bases 169 to 1539 code for a protein of 456 amino acids. Gene Ontology annotation, biological process: mRNA processing. The transcript has 11 exons. Gene Ontology annotation, molecular function: pre-mRNA 3'-splice site binding; poly-pyrimidine tract binding. The record is from RefSeq and is a predicted model, not a curated record.